Frieseomelitta varia is the source of this 1048-nucleotide messenger RNA. It is a transcript of the gene Brms1, whose product is annotated as breast cancer metastasis-suppressor 1-like protein. Gene Ontology annotation, biological process: negative regulation of transcription by RNA polymerase II. NCBI's taxonomy places the organism in Eukaryota, Metazoa, Arthropoda, Insecta, Hymenoptera, Apidae. The coding region runs from base 146 to 838 and encodes 230 amino acids. The transcript has 3 exons. Gene Ontology annotation, molecular function: histone deacetylase binding. Gene Ontology annotation, cellular component: Sin3-type complex. The record is from RefSeq and is a predicted model, not a curated record.
UGAGUAUUUGUUUCAUGUAAACGUACAAUAACUGUGAUCAGAUAGAAAUAAUUGAUACUAUAUAUUGUGACAAAACUUUUAUUUUCAAAAUAUUGACUAUUUUAUAUCAUUUUGAAAAGAAAAGUAUAUAAUUAUUUAAUAACAGAUGCCAAGCGUCAAAGAUGAAUCUGAAGCAGAAGGAGAAGAAAUGUCUCAUGACAGUAAUGAAAGUAACCAAAGUUCUGCAUCGUGUGAUAGUAGUGCAGAACACACUGACAGUGAUGAUUCUUCAGAGAUGGAUGAAGAUGAAUGUGAAAGGCGACGUAAUGAAUGCAUGGAAAACUUAGUAGAUUUAGAAAGACAAUUUACACUUCUUAAAGAACAGCUUUACCGUGAGAGAAUUACCCAAGUAGAUACAAAAUUAGGAGAAGUUCGAGUAGGAAAAUCUGAAGAAUAUUUAAUACCAUUAGAACGAUUAAAAGAAAAUAUGAAAACAAAGACAGAAGUAGCUGGAAUAUUAAAGCAAUAUAGACUACAAAAUAUCCAAAAUAAAUUUUUAGCAGAAGAACAAGCUGCAUUACAAAAUUUUGAGAGUGAGAAAGAAUUAAUCUGGGACUGCAUUCAUAAUGACUUACAAGAGAAAAUACGUAGAUUGGAGGAAGAUAGAAAUAAUGUUGAUAUUCAUGCUGAUUUAUGGUUAAAUUCUAAUGGUAGAAGACGCAGAAAUCAUACUGAAAGAAGAAGAGCUGUGUCUGUUGCUGGACCUUAUAUUGUUUAUAUGCUUAAUGAUGCAGAUAUUCUUGAAGAUUGGGCAUUAAUAAAAAAAAGUUUAAGUAGUCGUAAAGCUGAAAUAAUAUAAUAUUCUAUACAGAAUAGAUGCAUUUCUCAAAAUACAGCAAUUUUAAUAAUGUUAUCAAAUAAUGUAUCGCCCUUUUAUAGGUAUGAGAUACAUGAAACAUUCAAGCGAUAAAAUUACCUUCAUUUUACAAUAUUGGCACUUUCUUUACAUUUAUAACAUGUAUAAUAUAUAGAGUGCCUUCUUUAAAAUAUUUUGAUCUCUAUAGGUUUA